AUGCGCCACACUCCGUACGUUCUGUUGCUGCUGCUGCUUCUCUGCUGUUUUACCGGUUGUUUCGCCGCCACUGAGCAUAUCUGCAUAUUUGACCGCAUUUCUCGCAAGGCUGGUCCCCCGCUGAGGGCAAUUGUGCGUGAAUUGCCGGACCGGGAGCGUGGCGGGACGCAGGUGUUGACUGCCUCUGUGUCUGACUGGGCGCCCAUCCGUUUUAAGGUCUUCUCGGAGGACAUGAACAAUCCUUCCAAGUACUGCACCGCUGCGGGAGACUUCCGCUCGGACCUUCUGGCAAGAACACUUUUUUGCCGGCAGCAGGAUUUUUUUACGGCCGAAAAAAAGUCCAUCAUCUUGAAUCGGAUGCUUCCCGAAGCCAUGCAGCUGCACAUCGAUCGUCUCCACGUUAAACCAGAGAUGCGCCCAGUGGUUGUUCCGUUUUUUUCGUCUGGAACACCAUGCGGUAAGUUUGAGAUACCCAGCUCUCACCACACGGCGGGUGUGUACGGCGCGGACAUGGUUUUGUACGCUGCUGCUGCCCCGAUUGAAGGCACUACUUUGGCAUGGGCAGUGAGGUGCUUUGAAUUGCCCGAUGGGCGUCCUGUGGUUGGGGUGAUAAACAUUGGCCCGCAUUCAGUCACCGAUUCGGAGUUCAGUGUUCGUGUUGCGGCGCAUGAGAUUGCGCACGCGAUUGGUUUUGGUACGAAUGUUUUUGAGGAAAAAGAAAUGAUAAAGACGAUACCUGAGGUUCGUGGAAAGAAGAAUGUGGUUGUUGUGUCUUCACCCAAGACGCUGGAAAAGACUCGUGCGCACUUCAAGUGCACAAGUGCCCCUGGAAUGGAGCUGGAGGAUGAGGGUGGGGGUGGAAUGGUGUUGUCGCAUUGGAAGAGACGCAACGCGAAGGAUGAGCUGAUGGCUGCCAUUAACGGUGCCGGCUACUACACGGCGCUGACGAUGGCUGCUUUUGAGGACAUGGGCUUUUUCAGGGCGCAGUGGAGCAUGGCGGAACAGAUGUCAUGGGGCAGCAACUCCGGCUGCGAACUGCUGACGGAGAAGUGCCUGACUAAUGGCGUCACCCGGUACCCGGAAAUGUUUUGCAGCUCUCCAAGGAAUCUUAUGAAAUGCGCAUCGGAUCGUCUUGCCCUGGGGAGGUGUAAGACUACCACCUUUCCAAACCCCCUUCCCGCAACGUUUCAGUACUUCACGAAUCCCAGACGCGGUGGGUUGUUGGGCGACCUAAUGGACUACUGUCCCUACAUUCGCCCGUUUAGAAACACGCAUUGCGUCUAUGGUGACGCAGACGUUAUGCGUGGAAGCCGCAUUGGCCCAAGGUCAAGGUGCUUCAAAGUGGAUGGGCUGCGUGAUUCUUUUGGUUUCACUGGGGACGUGUGCGCCGAGGUGUCGUGCGACAACGAUACGGUGAGUGUGCGGUACCUUGGGGAUGACGUCUGGCAUGCAUGCCCAGAGGGCAAACGUAUCACACCAAGUGGGCGGUUCAGGGGCGGGAAGAUUGUGUGCCCGAGGCGUAUCGAAGUGUGUCCGCAACUGCAAAAGAAUGGAGGUGACAGAGAAGAUGCCAAUAAGGGCACAGACGGUGGCGCCAAAACCGAUCCGAAUUUGGACGUAACUCACCUGCACAGUGUUUUGUUUCCUCUUGUUUCCACUGCUUUCUUUUUUGUGGUUGCUGUUGGGGCAGUUUGGUAA
Molecule: messenger RNA, 1698 nt
Organism: Trypanosoma rangeli
Lineage: Eukaryota; Euglenozoa; Kinetoplastea; Trypanosomatida; Trypanosomatidae
Product: GP63 group I member a protein
Exons: 1
Coding region: 1-1698 (565 amino acids)
Biological process (GO): cell adhesion; proteolysis
Cellular component (GO): cytoplasm; membrane
Molecular function (GO): metalloendopeptidase activity
Source: RefSeq, a predicted model, not a curated record